UUUGUGUAUUCAUUUUUUUUCAGGGCAACAAAAUCGUUUUGAGUUAGGUUUUGUUUAUUUUGUCAUGUUUUGAUUACCUAAUUUUUUUUCUGUUUUAAUUAAUACUGCAAAGUUUCUGUAAUGCCUUUAUUUGGAAAAAGCCACAAGAACCCAUUUGAGCUGAUCAAAUCAGUUCAAGAAGCCCUGAUUGCUGUCGAGAAAGGAGAUAAAAAAGCUGAAAAGGCAACAGAGGAUCUGAGUAAAAAUUUGGUUUCGAUAAAAAAUCUCCUUUACGGAAGCGGUGAUAAUGAGCCUCAAAUAGAUAUAGCUGUUGCUCAACUGGCCCAAGAAUUAUACAACUCUAAUCUUUUGUUAAUGUUGAUCAAUAAUCUAUCGCGGAUUGAGUUUGAAGCUAAGAAAGAUGUUGCCCAAAUAUUCAAUAAUAUUCUACGACGUCAAAUAGGAACAAGAUGUCCAACAGUGGAAUAUAUCUGUACCAAACCAGAAAUUCUUUAUACUUUAAUGAAAGGAUAUGAAAAACACGAUAUUGCUCUGAACAGUGGAUCAAUGUUACGUGAAUGUGCUCGAUACGAAGCAUUGGCCAAGAUUAUGCUUUAUUCACCAGAUUUUUAUAAUUUCUUCUUGUAUGUUGAAGUCUCCACUUUUGAUAUUGCCUCUGAUGCCUUCUCCACAUUCAAAGAGUUAUUGACUCGGCAUAAAAUACUUUCAUCCGAAUUUCUCGAAGCCAAUUAUGACAAUUUCUUCAGUGAAUAUCAAAAUUUAUUAAACUCUGGAAAUUAUGUUACCAAGCGUCAAUCGUUAAAGCUUUUAGGUGAACUUUUGUUGGAUCGUCACAACUUUACUGUAAUGACAAAAUAUAUAAGCAACCAGGAUAACCUCAAGUUAAUGAUGACAUUGUUGAAAGAUCGAUCAAGGAAUAUACAAUUCGAAGCUUUUCACGUUUUUAAAGUAUUUGUCGCUAAUCCUAAUAAACCAAAGCCUAUUCUAGAUAUCCUUCUACGUAACAAGGAGAAGCUUGUCGACUUUCUCACAAAAUUUCAAACUGAUAGAGCUGAUGAUGAACAGUUCAAUGAUGAGAAAGCAUAUUUGAUUAAACAGAUUAGAGAGUUAAAACCAUCCGAAGAUACAAGAGCUUCAUCGUCAAAUCAACUGUCAUCGCAACAAUCAUCAAGUUCAUCAUCUUCACAUCAUCAACAUCCAUCAGCAUAACGAACAAGUUAAAUUUAAAGUGAUGGAAGAUAUCAAAAAGAAAGUCUAUUGGAGAGCAUAUUGAAAAUUCAAUGGAAAAAUAUCAAGAAUCUGUCAUCACCAUCAAGAACAAGUGAAAUCGAUUGUGUCUAUAAAACAAUUAAUAUAUCAUGUGAGCCGUUCAUACAAAACAUAAAAAAAUCAGAAAGAGAUGAAGAAGAACAAGAUGGAAGCAAGGAGGAUAGAGAUAAACAGAUUGGGCCAAUCAAGUUGAAGCUCGCUUGAGCGACAGCAUUUUAAAAUUGUGAUCAAAUUGAAACUGUAAAGUUUGAAAAAUGUAAUUCAUAUUCAAUGUUUCUAAUUGAAUUAUCAUGCACAUCACUAAAAGUAGUUAAUUUUUUGUCAUGAUCUAAAUGUAACUUGGAAAUUUUCACCAAAUGGAAAACAUCAUCGAAACUUUCAAGGUGAUAAACAAUAUUAUUCACUAUGAAACCCCAACUUUACUCUUUCUCUCUCUGUCUACUUUUCACCAGAUACUUUGUUCUUCACUGCAAAUACAAUUUGUGGUUGAAACCUAACUUCUCAGUUUACACUUUUCUUAAAAAUACUCCGUUGUUUGUUUUGUCUAAUUUUUUAGUCAAGAAAAUCAAAUUGCUAGAAACUUUUGAAAAAUGGGAAAUUUUUUAGUAACGUAAUUAUCUUGAUUAAAAUAUUCUAUCGAAAAGAUUACCUUAA
Tetranychus urticae (two-spotted spider mite) is the source of this 1923-nucleotide messenger RNA. RefSeq names its product calcium binding protein Mo25 (gene Mo25). The record is from RefSeq and is a predicted model, not a curated record. Gene Ontology annotation, molecular function: protein serine/threonine kinase activator activity. NCBI's taxonomy places the organism in Eukaryota, Metazoa, Arthropoda, Arachnida, Trombidiformes, Tetranychidae. Gene Ontology annotation, biological process: intracellular signal transduction.